Molecule: messenger RNA, 931 nt
Organism: Syngnathus typhle (broad-nosed pipefish)
Lineage: Eukaryota; Metazoa; Chordata; Actinopteri; Syngnathiformes; Syngnathidae
Exons: 6
Coding region: 1-927 (308 amino acids)
Biological process (GO): proteolysis
Molecular function (GO): serine-type endopeptidase activity
Source: RefSeq, a predicted model, not a curated record
AUGGCCGCCGCGCUUCAUGUGGUGUGUUUGCUGCUGCUGCCGCUGCUGCGGGAGGCUACGUACACGCCUGGCAAGCAGCAUAAGGUCUUACACCUGGAUUGGCCCAAAGAUUGCGGGAUGGCCUACUUCAAACCCAACAUGGUCGAGAGGAUCGUGUCGGGCAACGAGGCUAGACCGCAUUCCUGGCCUUGGCAAGUCUCUCUGCAGGUUCGACCCAGAGGUAGUAAACAUCACAUUCACGUCUGUGGAGGAACUUUGAUCCACAAGAAUUGGAUCCUCACUGCUGCUCACUGCUUCCAAAAGGGAAAAGCUGAGGACGCCGGCUCGUGGAGGAUCGUGCUUGGCAAACAUCGGCUGAGGCGCUCCGAAACGGCCGAGAGGGUCUUCCCAGUGAAGCGCAUCUACCGGCAUGAGAAUUUCCGCUACCCGGCGCAUAGCGAGCUGGACUAUGACAUCGCUUUGGUGAAGGCAGCCGUUGACAUCCUCCCGUCCAACUUCAUCCGCUACGCCUGCCUGCCGCGCAAGCAGACCAGCCUUAAGCCGGGACACUACUGCUGGGUGACGGGCUGGGGUGACACUCGGGGUGGGAAGGAAAACGUUUCCCUGGCAGAGGCUCUCAACCAAGCCCGCCUCCCCAUCAUCGACUUCAAAACCUGUCGGCAGAAGAAGUUCUGGGGUGACCGCGUGCGAGACUCCAUGAUCUGCGCUGGCUUUAGGGACAUCGAGGAUCCGCCCGCCGCCUGUCAGGGGGAUUCUGGAGGGCCUCUUUUGUGCCAGCUGGGCCGCGAGCAUUGGGAGGUCCAUGGCGUGGUGAGCUUCGGCCCCAUCGGCUGCACGGUCGAGAACAAACCCAGCGUCUUCACCCGCACCGCCGCUUACAUCCCUUGGAUCGAGGCCACACGCAUCCGAGACUUCUUCCUGCACUGACGUC